GACGGGAAGUUAUUCGCACUGUCCUACUCUCUGUGAACCGGUCGAGCAGUUUUCUCAGCCGUAUAAACAGGCCGGCUGCUGCUGCUGGUUGUGCCAGAGUGUGUAUUGCAUUACCCAAGGCGGAUGCAGCUCCUCCAUUCGCGUCUGCAUUCAAAAAUUCCACUUCUGCCAGUGAGUGUAGUGUGUGUGCCUAGUUUUAGCACGCAACCGCCUCAAUCGAUAGCAGCGGCUGCGGUGUCCGUAUCUGUCUGCAAAUGUUGCUUACUGCUGAUGCGCCAUCAUCCGGCCAUAUUCUAAAUUUUGACCACCACACGACUAUGCGCGGAUAAUCAUACCCAGGCGAUUUAUUAUUACAGCCACACUGCCCCGCUUCCAUUGUAUUUGCCGAUCCCUUUGAUAUGACAGACCUUACCCAAAUGGACUGGGCGUAAUUUACUGGCCGGCGGUUUUCCAUUGGUUACAUUGGAGCGACAUCCUAAUUUUGAUUGGCGAUUCGGCAGACACAGACCACCAUUCCACACUCACGCCACACUCCACGGUGAUAGCAGGCGCAUUUUUCUCGGGGAUUUGUUGUACCGGAUUGUUAAUUUGUGGAUAAUCGUUAAUCGUGUAUUUCCCUGCAUGGUGCGAGGAUGACCACGGAUCUCGUCAAUCCCAGCCACUGGGCUGGUGAUGGCGUCACCCAGAUAACCACCACACACACCGUUGUAACCAGUAGUGUCAGUGGUGGCGCGGACGGUGAGGAUUAUGACGGGGGACUUAGCUCGGCCAAAGUCUUCGAACGGAUCCGUAUCAAGGCUUUAUCAGACGAACGGGAGAACGUGCAGAAGAAGACCUUCACCAAAUGGGUCAACUCCCAUCUGAUCCGCGUGGGAUGCCGCAUCCACGACCUAUACACGGAUCUACGCGACGGGAAAAUGAUUCUCAAACUUCUGGAAGUGCUCUCUGGAGAGCGAUUGCCGCGUCCGACACGUGGGAAAAUGCGCAUCCACUGUCUGGAGAACGUGGACAAGGCGCUGCAGUUCCUCCGCGAGAAGCACGUGCAUUUAGAGAACCUCGGCUCACACGACAUUGUCGACGGGAAUCCCCGUCUAACGCUCGGACUCAUCUGGACCAUCAUCCUCCGCUUCCAGAUCCAGGACAUCAUUAUCGAAGAGGUGGAGAGCAAGGAGACUAAGUCGGCCAAGGAUGCGCUGCUAUUGUGGUGCCAGAUGAAGACCGCCGGCUACGCCAACGUCAACGUGCGCAACUUCACGACCAGCUGGCGCGACGGUCUGGCCUUCAAUGCCCUAAUCCACCGCCACCGCGAGGACCUUAUCCAAUACGACAAACUGAACAAGAACCAGGCUAUCUACAACCUUAAUAACGCCUUUAACGUCGCCGAGCAGAAACUCGGUCUGGCUAAGCUCAUCGAUGCCGAAGACGUGGCUGUGGAGUAUCCGGACGAGAAGUCGAUUAUCACCUAUGUUGUCACAUACUAUCACUAUUUCAGCAAAAUGCGCGCCGAUACGGUACAUGGGCGCCGCAUUGGCAAGAUCGUGGAUAUGGUGCGCGAUGCUGAUCGGGAAGCCCAGUCGUACGAGAAGCUGACCAGCGAACUGCUGCAGUGGAUCCGCAAGACCAUCGACUCGCUUAACGACCGGCGCUUCGCCAACUCGUUACCGGGUGUCCAGCAGCAACUGGCGCAGUUCAAUACUUACCGCACCGUGGAGAAACCGCCCAAGUUCGUGGAAAAGGGCGAUCUGGAGAUGAAGCUGUUCGCCAUUCAGAGUCGGUUGCGGGCUUUGGAUUUGCGACUUUACGUGCCGCCGCAGGGCCGUCUCAUCGCCGACAUCAACAAGGCAUGGGAAGCACUGGAGCGCGCUGAACACGAACGAGAGUUGGCGCUGCGCGAGGAACUAAUUCGACAAGAAAAGCUGGAGCAACUGGCGGCGCGUUUCGAUCGCAAAGCCGGUAUGCGCGAGACUUGGUUGAGCGAGAACCAACGUUUGGUGGCCCAGGACAACUUUGGGGAUGAUUUGGGAUCGGUGGACGCGGCCAGCAAGAAGCACGAGGCCAUCGAGACCGACAUCUUCGCCUAUGAAGAGCGUGUGCAGGCGGUAAUCUCCGUGGCGGAGGAACUGGAACAAGAAAACUAUCACGACAUUCAGCGCAUCAACACUAGGAAAGACAAUGUCUUACGCUUGUGGAACUAUUUGUUGGAGCUGUUGCGCGCUCGUCGCUCCCGCCUGGACGUGUCCCUGCAACUCCACCAGACCUUCCUGGAAAUGCUGCAGGUCUUGAUCACCAUGGAGGAGCUGAAAUCGCGGCUGGUAUCGGAUGACUACGGCCGCCACCUCCUGGACGUGGAGGAGCUGAUCCAGAAACACGCCCUGCUAGACAACGACAUAGGCGUGGUCGGCGACCGUGUGCGUUCCGUCAACAACACGGCGCGCCGCUUCAUCGAUGAUGAGGGCAUCGGCUUCCAUCCAGUGGAGCCGCAGAUUGUCGUCGACCGCAUGCAGCAGCUAGAGGAUCUCUACACUGAGCUGUGUGAGCUGGCGUUGGAGCGCAAGGACCGACUAGAAGAUUCACGAAAGCUGUGGCAGUUCUUUGCGGAUAUCGCCGAGGAGGAGGCUUGGAUUAAAGAAAAGGAGCAGAUGCUGUCGUCCGCCGAUAUCGGACGCGAUCUGACCUCCAUCAAUCUGCUGCUGACCAAACAAAAGUUAAUGGAAGACGACCUGAACGCCCGCAAAGCGCACCUGAUCGACGUGAUCAAAGUGGGUGAAGAUCUUGUGGGUGACGGGCAUUUCGGCUCCGAACAGAUCCAGGCGCGCAUCAACGACGUCAACGACCGUUGGGAGCACCUGAUGGAACUGUCGGCUUACCGCAAAAAGCGCCUCCUCGAGGCGGUCGAUUAUCACCAGUUCUUUGCCGACGCCGAUGACACGGACACGUGGAUGCUAGAUAUGUUGCGCCUGGUGUCCAGCGACGACAUCGGACGAGAUGAGGGACAUGUGCAGUCUUUGUUGAAGAAGCACCAGGAUGUCAUUGACCAGUUGCAACGAUACGAGCCAAGCAUCCGCACCAUCCAGGAGCAGGCUGCCAAUCUGGGCGAGCAGGAUCGCAAUUCACCGGAAGUGCGACAGCGCGUGGGCGACAUCGCGCACCGCUACGACGAGCUGGUGCGGUUAGCGCGCAUCCGCCAGCAGCGUCUGCUGGAUGCCCUGGACUUUUACAAGCUUUUGACCGACGUUGACGCCACGGAACAGCUGAUCAACGAGAAGGAGCGCAUGUUGGCCACCAUGGGUCCCACGCAGGACAUGGAGGAGGUGGAGGUGAUGAAGCACCGCUUCACCAGUCUGGAGAACGAGAUGGCCAUCAUAAACGAGCGCGUCAAGCAGAUCAACAACGUCAGCGAGCGCCUCCUCAACGUGCCGCAUCCCGACGCGCGUGAGAUCCACUCGCGACGCAACCGGCUGAAUUCCUCAUGGAACGCCCUAGUGGACAGCGUCAAUAAUAAACGCGAUGAAUUGGAGAAGGCGCACGGUUAUCAGACCUUCCGGAUCGAGUGCCAGGAGACGACACGCUGGAUUGAAGAGAAAAUCCGCAUCAUCGAGGAUGCGGAAGACAUUCAAGGCGAUUUGGGCGGCUUAAUGCGCCUGCAACGACGAUUGUCGUUCAUUGAACGGGACAUGGGUCCGAUUCGGGCCAAGAUGGAUUCCAUGUUGGAGGAGGCCACCAAGAUUGAGCGCGAGCGACCGGAGGAGGCUGCGGCCAUCCGUGAGCGGGUAGCUAUAAUGAAGAGCCAGUGGGAGCGGCUGACGGAGCUGAUGGGCGAGCAGGACGCCAAGCUGGGUGAGGCCGGCGAGCUGCAGCAUUUCUUGAGGGAUUUGGACGCCUUCCAGUCCUGGCUGGGACGGACUCAGGUGACUAUUGCUUCGCAAGACGUGCCGGAGGAUCUGGCCGAGACGGAGAAGGCGUUGAAUCUGCACAAGCAGAUGAAGGAGGAGAUUGAGAAUUACGCGGCGGAGUUUAACAAACUGAUGGACAUGGGCCAGCACGUAACGCGCGACCAGCAGGACCCACAGUAUGUGAUGCUGCGGGCGCGCCUCAAGGGCCUGAAGGAGGGCUGGGAGGAGCUGCAGCAGAUGUGGGAGAACCGUCAGCAGCUGCUGUCCCAAGGUCUCAACUACCAGGUCUUCCUGCGAGACGCCAAGCAGGCCGAACAGCUGCUCGGUCAGCAGGAAAACUUCCUCGCCCGCGACGAGUUACCCAGAAAUCUGGAAGAAGCUGAAAAUAUGCUGAAAAGACACGAUGAUUUCAUCACCUCGCUGGAUGUCAACCAAGACAAGAUCCAGCAGAUCAUUAACCAAUCGGAAAGGCUGACCUCCGAAGGCAAUUACGCCUCCGACCGUAUCUUCCGCAAAGCGGAAAACAUCUUGGAACGCUUUAAUGCCAACCGCGACCGCGCCAACAGCAUCGGCCAGAAGCUGCGGGAUGCUCGCCAGUUGCAGCAGUAUCUGCGCGAUGUGGAAGAGCAUCUGGAGUUCAUCAACAAUAAGCGGAUCCAGGUAGAGGACGAGAACUACCGUACGGCCAAGACGGCCCACCAAAAGUGGACGCGCCACCAGGCCUUCGAGGCUGAGGUUGCCGCUAACCGGGCCAAGAACGACGAGCUGCGUGCCGAGGGCGAGGCGCUGAUGCGUGAGAAGCCGCAGUUCGCGCCGGAGAUACAGCGCUCCCUCGACGAGAUGAAUGCGCGUUGGCAGGAACUGGAGGAUGUGACGCGGUCGAAGGGCGAACGGCUGUUCGACGCCAACCGACAGGCCAUCUAUGAACAGACCUGUGAUGACGUGGACAACUGGGUAACGGAGCUGGAAACGCAGAUCCUGACAACCGAGACCGGACAGGAUUUGACGACCGUCAACAUCCUCAUGCAAAAGCAGCAGAUGCUGGAAAACCAGAUGCAGAUGCGCGCCCAGCAGGUGAGCGAGCUGGAGCGCCACGAGGAUAAACUGCAGGAAAUUGUCCCUGAUAAAACGGAGGAGCUCAAGCAGCGCCGUGCCGAAGUCGAAGAAAGGUUCCGGCGUCUGCAGCCCUCGUUGCAGGAGCGCCGGCGUGAGCUGGAGAAGAAGAAAGAGGCCUUCCAGUUUCUGCGGGACAUUGACGACGAGAAGUUCUAUAUCCACCAGAAGAUGCAACAAGCGACUAGCCCCAACGUCGGCAACAACCUUUUCGAGGUGUUGCGGCUGAAGAAGCAGAAUCAGAAUUUGCGCCAAGAAGUUCACAACCACGAGCCUCUUAUUGACGCCAUUGACCGGGUUGGACGCCGGCUCAUCGAUGACCAGCAUCCUGAAAGCGCUCGAUUUAGUGAAUUAUUGCAAGACUUGAGAGCACGGUGGAACGACUUGAAGGACGCGAUUGAGGACCGGGAACGGCGUCUGGAUCUCAGUGAGGCCGCUCAGCAGUACUUCUCGGACGCGAACGAAGUGGAGCAGUGGAUGAGCGAGCAGGAGCUGUAUCUGUUGAGUGACGACCGCGCCAAAGACGAACCCACGGCUCAAAGCAACCUCAAGCGGCAGGAGGCCAUCGAAAUGGCCGUCGCCGAGUACGAGGCCCGCAUCCGCCACCUCAGCGAGGCAGCCGACCGCCUCACUAAGGACGGCAACCCCUUCGCCAACCAGGUGAACGCCCGGCAAGCGCAGAUUGAACGGACGUACGCCGGCUUGAAAGAUCUGUCACGGGACCGACGCAACCGCGUGGGUGAGACGAUGCGGCUAUUCCUGCUGCAGCGUGACAUCGACGAUCUCGAACGGUGGAUUGCCGAGAAGGAGAUCGUAGCCAAUAGCCACGAGCUGGGCCAGGACUUCGAUCACGUAACUAUCCUGCGCGAGCGCUUCGAUCGUUUCUGCGAGGAAACGGAGGCCGUCGGCGUAGAGCGCGUCCGCCUGGCCAACGAGGAGGCCAACCAACUCAUUCGCGCCGGCCACACCGACGCUCCCCUUAUUGCCCAGUGGAAGGAUCGCAUCAAUGAAGGAUGGGAGAACCUGAGGGAAUUGAUGGAGACAAGGAAACAAUUGCUGGCGGCAUCUUACGAGCUGCACAAAUUCUUCUGGGAUUGCAAGGACCUCCUUAGCCGUAUCCACGAGAAGAUGAACUCAAUCGUGGACGACCUGGGUCGCGAUGCCGGUAGUGUAUCGGCACAGCAGCGCAAACAUGCCAGCUUCCAGAACGACCUCGUGCCGCUGGGCCACCAGGUGGAGGGCAUCCAGGAGCGUUCCACCAAACUCCUUAACGCCUACGCCGGCGAUCGUGCCCGCGAAAUCCAGAUGCGCGAGGCCGAGGUGGUCAAUGCCUGGCGCCAUCUGCAGCAAAUGGUCGAGCAGCGACGUCACAAGCUGGCCGAUACCGGCGAUCUAUUCCGGUUUUUCAACAUGGUGCGUGACCUGAUGCUGUGGAUGGAGGACGUGACGCGCACGAUGAACACUUCCGAGAAAGCUCGCGACGUGUCGGGUGUUGAGCUGCUGAUGAACAGCCACCAAUCACUGCGCGCCGAGAUUGACGCCCGCGACAGCAGCUUCGGCGAGUGCAUCGAGCUGGGGAAGGAUCUGCUAGCGCGCAGCCACUACGCUUCCCCCGAGAUCCGCGACAAGCUGGUGCUGUUGACCAACACGCGGCAGGGCAUGGUCAACCGCUGGGAAGAGCGCUGGGAUCAUCUCAAACUGAUCCUCGAAGUGUACCAGUUCGCCCGCGAUGCCGCCGUGGCCGAGGCCUGGCUCAUUGCUCAGGAGCCCUAUCUCUACAGCCAGGAAUUAGGACAUUCGGUACAAGAAGUGGAGAAGAUGAUCAAGCGGCACGAGUCGUUCGAACGAUCAGCCGCCGCUCAGGAUGAGCGCUUCCAGGCACUGACACGCCUCACCACGUUGGAGUUGCGCGAGAUGGCUCGCCGCCGACAGACGGACGGAGAGCGCCGACAGUCUGAGCAGCGCCGACUGGAACAAGCCCGUCAGGAACAGCAGCGACGCGAACGGGAACUCAUCGGCACCCCCACCACAAGCACGGCCGGAGGUGCCGGUGGAUACGGCUCCGGUGGAGCAGGCAGCUACGUGCCCACUACCCACACCCAAGUCACGGAGGUUGAAGGCCCCAUUUCCCCCACACGCGUCACGGUGACGCCCGGACAAUCCUCCCCCGGCACCACCAGCCCGGCGGGUCGCACCAUCACCCCGGGCUCUCCAGCCGGCGGCCACAUGCCCGGGACGUCGGGUACCCUCCCCGCGGUGCAGGAAACGGAUGCGCUGAUUGUGGAGGGUCCACUGUCGCGCAAACACGAGACAACCAGCGGCGGCGGCAAGGCCUCUGAUCGGUCGUGGGUGAGCCUGUAUGCCAUUAUCCGCGGACAGCGCCUGCUGGUUUAUCGCGAUGAAAAGCAUUUCAAAUCGGGUGGACAGACGUACCACAAUGAGCCGGGACUGGAUCUGCGCGGAGCGGAAGCGGCCCCCGUCGAUCACCACGCCAAGAAGUUUGCAUUCCGGGUUGUGCUGGCCGACGGCAGCACUUACCUCUUCGACACCCGCAACGAUGAUGAGCGGGGCAUCUGGGUGGAGACCAUCCAGGCGCAGGGCGGAGAGGGCUCGCCGGAAGGCCGAGCCUCCACCCUGCCGGCGGAGUUGUCGCGCAAAGAGGGCAAACGCAGCAGUCUGCCCUGGCGGAAGAAGUAGACAGACGGACGGAUGGAAUGAACCAAAUUGAUGUGGACUGGCUGUCGUAACCAUCGCGCCGGGCCACACACACUGCCCCUUGCAUCCUUUUUAAUCCCUUCAUUUCCUGUAAUCCAGCUCGGCGCCCAGCUACGCGGCGCAGCACCAUCUUUCUCUUUCGGGUUUUAUCAGCUGAUUGGCGCGCAAGCCGCGCAACUGAAUUUGCAGCGUUUUAUCGGGUGGUUUUUUAGUCGUGUGCCGUGUCUAGUGAAAGUUGUUUUUUUGCCGCCUAUUGGAGGAUUUUUGUCAUUCAAUGAUUAUAUUAUUCUAUAUUUUCGGGGGAAUUUUAAUGGUCAUUUUAUUUUUGUUAUAAUUGAUUGUGUGGAAAUGGUGUUUUUCCUCGGUCGCGGAUGGGAAUGGACGGGGGGUGGGUGGAACGCGGUGCGGAUCCGAUGGAUGGAGGAUAUGACGCGGUGUCUGUUCUCUUCUCUCUCUCCCUAUUCUGCGUUUCUGUGGGUGCAUUUAUCAGUUACGUAGUUGGUUUCGUCGAUUACGUAAUGCGUACCGUUGUGCUGUGGAUGUGUUCCAGUCGUCACACAUCGCAUUUUGCCAUACAGUUGCAUAUUUCUGGUUAUAUCCAUACUUCUAAUUAUUCUGCGUUUGUCGAGCGAUUUCUUGUUUGGAUGAUCCAGCAUAUUUACGGAUGAACCGUGCAGCUUUUUUGUUAUUUUAUCAUAGUUUUGAUUCUGUGCCGCUUUAUAUGGUUUUAUGCAGCAGUCGAAUGUUUUAACGGUUAUUUAAUUGAAAUAUACCGCGAUGCAGCCAAUAAAAUCUCCGCAUUUUUAUUA
Messenger RNA from Paramacrobiotus metropolitanus, 8530 nucleotides. RefSeq names its product spectrin beta chain-like. Bases 633 to 7703 code for a protein of 2356 amino acids. Gene Ontology annotation, molecular function: actin filament binding; structural constituent of cytoskeleton; phospholipid binding. The record is from RefSeq and is a predicted model, not a curated record. The transcript has 28 exons. Gene Ontology annotation, biological process: neuron development; actin cytoskeleton organization. Gene Ontology annotation, cellular component: spectrin; plasma membrane; cell junction. NCBI's taxonomy places the organism in Eukaryota, Metazoa, Tardigrada, Eutardigrada, Parachela, Macrobiotidae.